CGAUCUUGCCUUCCAGAUGCCUGACCAUUCUUCCCCACUUCAUAAACCCAUCAUAUACUAUUGAAUCUUGGUUGCUUCUGCAUCAGCAUUCAGCAUUCAUCAACCCCCACCAUUUUCAAAAUCUUUCUCUGGGUUUCUGAGGGUGGGGUUUUCAUCACAUUUCUGAUGUCUUUAGUUUCUCGAUUCAAUUAUUGACCACCCAUUAAUUGUCCAAAAGGGGAAGCAUCUUUCACUCUCUCUUUCUUUCUCUCUCUAUCUUUAUCUCAUAGAUGGCAAUUAAUGGGCUUUUUGUCUUCUAUAUAGUUAAUUCGAGGUCAUACCCAGUUUAAUUUCUAACACCCAUGUACAGAUUUUACUCAUCUUUCGCUUCACCUCCUCUAUUUUCCCCCAAAUUCUGUUUUAUUGUUCCGCCGAUUGUUGAAGAAGAUGCCAAGGCCUGGACCUAGACCAUUUGAAUGUGUGAGAAGAUCUUGGCACAGUGAGCGACACCAACCCAUUAGAGGCUCCAUCAUUCAACAGAUUUUUAGAGUUGUACAUGAAAACCAUAGUCCUGGUACCAAAAAGAACAGAGAAUGGCAAGAGAAGCUCCCUUUGGUUGUCUUGAAAUCUGAAGAAAUCAUGUACUCCAAAGCCAAUUCCGAGGCCGAAUACGUAAACCCGGAAACGUUGUGGGAUCGAUUGAAUGAUGCCAUUGACACGAUAAUUAGGAAAGACGACACCAUGGAAAACGGCGAAUUUUUACCUGCUUGCGUUGAAGCUGCCCUUAAUUUGGGUUGUGUUCAAGUAAGAUCAUCAAGAAGCCAAAGAAACAGCAACACCAGAAGCUAUCUAAGCUCAAGAAACCAAGAUUCUGGUCGAAAUCUUAACGUACCAAAUGUUCAAAGACCAGAUUCAGAAGCUAAUAAGGAUAUAAGACCGAAUUCCAAUUUUACCCCUCCUGGUUCUUCCUUUUGUCCUCCCUCAUUUGAAAAUUUUCCAAGAAACAUGGUACCCUUUGAGAAUAAAACCUCUUCAAUUUACCCUUUAUACCAUGGUUUUCAUCUUCAACCUCGACCACCCCACAUGGGAUUUCACACUACCCCCCAAAAUCCGGGCAGCAUAAUCCUUGGUACACCGGUUUUCCGGGCAGCCCGGGCAGCCUGUGAGCCUUCUCAUUCUGAAAGAUUGUUUUCAUUCGAUAGAGACAAUGAUGAUGGUAACGGGUCAGGGUCAAAGAAAGAAUCUGGACCCGAAUUGGUGGAAUGUGACUUGUCUCUAAGAUUGGGUCCUGUUUCAAGUAGUGAAAAAGAAAAAGGGUUGACUUGUGUAGAUGAUGAUGUUGACUUGGGUAGACUCAAAGGAAAGGAGUUUUCUUUCUUUCCUUUGAAUUCAGAAGGUGAAGGAGUUGAGAAUUUGGGGACAGAUGUUAGGAAGCGAAAGAUGGUAGGGGAAUCGGGGAGUUUUUUGCAAUUACAUCCGGAUUUUAAUGAGCAAAUGAAAAGAAGAGGUUUGUAGAUAUGAAA
Lactuca virosa is the source of this 1502-nucleotide messenger RNA. The record is from the annotation of a GenBank genome assembly. Lineage: Eukaryota; Viridiplantae; Streptophyta; Magnoliopsida; Asterales; Asteraceae.